UUACUAAAUUCACUUUCAAGCACUUUUGCCACCACGACUUCGACAAGAUGGCUACCAAAAUAAACGUUGGGGCAUUGAGAAAUGUUUUCUUUCGCAAACAACACGUCUUAUCAAGGGUUUCAAGCGUACACACAUGUACAAGAUGUAACCAAAUAAACAGAGCCAUCCCAAAUACACAUAACAGAGUGCUGUUACAGCCACCAUGUAUAAACAGAAAAUCAUUAGUGAGACAUAUGUUUAUUCAAACACAAGAGACUCCCAAUCCAAACAGUUUAAAGUUCAUACCAGGAGUACAAGUGUUGGAGGCAGGAACCAAAGAUUUUCCCAAUGCAUCAUCCACUUACUGUUCCACCUUAGCCAAACAGCUGUUUCGAAUUGAUGGUGUAAAAGGUGUGUUUUUUGGAACAGAUUUUAUAACUGUAACUAAAACAGAUGAAGAUAUUGAUUGGCAGGUGGUAAAGCCAGAUGUCUAUGGAACCAUUAUGGACUUCUUUGCCAGUGGCUUACCUGUGUUGACUGAUGAACAACCCUCUAUUGAUACUGCUGUAGACCCAGAGGAUGAUGAGGUGGUCCUAAUGAUUAAGGAGUUACUUGACACAAGAAUAAGACCUACUGUACAGGAAGAUGGUGGAGAUAUUGUUUAUAUGGGUUUUGAAGAAGGUAUUGUAAAACUAAAGAUGCAGGGUUCCUGUACAAGUUGUCCAAGUUCAGUUGUUACAUUGAAACAUGGGGUACAAAAUAUGUUACAGUUUUAUAUACCAGAAGUUAUGGGAGUUGAACAGAUUGAGGAUGAAGCUGACAAUAUGAGUGAACAAGAAUUUGAAAAAUUUGAGAAAAGUAUUGGAGAAUCAAAAGAUACCUAAUAAGGAAUGUUUGUUAAUUAUGACAUCAGCUGUUACCUUGCUGUUAUCCAUUGUUUUACUCAAAGUGGAUAUACAUGUAUACUAUUUGAUGCAAUGUUGUGCCAAGUGAGUUUAGGAUCAUUAAAUAAGAUGCUUUAUGAAUAGAAAUUUUGUUUGGCAUUUAUUUGCAUUUUCAUUGUUUUUGAUUUGAUAUUUAAGCAACCAUUUUUCAAACCUCUUCUUGAUAUUACUUAAAAAUUGAAUGCUUCUUUUUGUUGUUUUAUUUAUGGGAUGUAAAAAUGUGGAAUUGCUUCAUACAUGUACCUAAAAUAUACAUAUUUUCAACCCAUAACACUACACUAAUAAAAUUACAAAAAGGGCCAUUCCAUUUUCCAAUUACAUUUUAAUGCUACAACCAUGGGGUAACUUAUCAGGCCUUUUUGUUUGUUUUCCUAUGCAUUGUUUUCCUAAAAAGCACAUGCUGUCAUAAAUUUUUUGAUUUAAUUUGGAAUAAAAUAUUAUUUUGAAAUGCCAAUGAAUAAGGUUACUAUUAUUGUCUUUCAAUCAAAAUAAUGGAUUCUGAUAAAACACUGAAUAACAAAUAAUGCAUCAAUAAGUAGGAUCUGAACUGAAUAACCUUUUAAGACUGAGCUAUGCACACACAUUUUGAUAAAGAAUACAUUGCUGAAUCUUUGUUUUCUCUUAACAAAAUACUGACAUUUGUUACUAGUAUUCAACUAUUUGAGAUAGAUCACAUAACCCCAACUUGACUUGUAACCUUUUAUAAGACCAGAAGGGGUAAAAUUAAGUACUUUGUUCCAAUAUAUAAAUUACAGACAAACAACUUUGACUGUAGGGUAUUUGCAAUCAUGUCCCAUGUGGGAGAGAAUAUGAUUACCCUUUUGGAAGAGCCUACCAAGCUCACUUUGAUAUAAGUAAAACAAAUUAUUAUGAAUAUCAUUGCUGAAAAUAAUGUAUAAUGACCUUUUAUAAAAUGAUCCUUACACAGAGUACAGAUACUAUUAUUCAGUUAAAAAUCAUUCUCUGUUUUGAGUUAUGCAAUGUGAAAUUGUGUCAAAGUGAUUAUUCCAAACAUAACCUAUAUACAUGUAUACAGACAUAUACCACCUUGACUCCUUAGAGAAAUGCUCAGAUGUCAGGUGUUCCGUACAGGUCAUUUGAAGUCUGUUGUUGAUAUUUAUUGUUAUAUAUGUUUUAAAACAUGUGAUGUGA
Mytilus trossulus (common blue mussel) is the source of this 2075-nucleotide messenger RNA. RefSeq names its product NFU1 iron-sulfur cluster scaffold homolog, mitochondrial-like. Lineage: Eukaryota; Metazoa; Mollusca; Bivalvia; Mytilida; Mytilidae. Gene Ontology annotation, cellular component: mitochondrion. The transcript is spliced from 7 exons. The coding region runs from base 48 to 863 and encodes 271 amino acids. Gene Ontology annotation, biological process: iron-sulfur cluster assembly. Gene Ontology annotation, molecular function: iron ion binding; 4 iron, 4 sulfur cluster binding. The record is from RefSeq and is a predicted model, not a curated record.